ACUCCCAGCGGCCCCCGCGGCACCACUCGACGCCUGCGCAGUGUCUGCGCCCUCUGAUCCCGGAUGUGUGAGGGGACACGUUGGAGACCAGAGGAAGGAGCUGAAAAUGGCAGAUGGGGAAAGGAUGGGAAUGAAAAGCAAGAGGAUCCUGGUGACCGGAGGCUCAGGUUUGGUUGGUAAAGCCAUUGAGCAGCUGGUGACAGAGGGCGAGGGACAAGCAGACGAGGAGUGGAUCUUCCUGUCUUCAAAGGAUGCGGAUUUAACAAAUGCUGCAGAAACCAGUGCAUUGUUCGCUAAAUACCAGCCCACACACGUCAUUCACCUGGCAGCCAUGGUGGGUGGACUCUUCCGGAACAUGAAAUACAACCUGGAUUUCUGGAGGAACAAUGUUCACAUGAACGACAAUGUGCUGCAUUCUGCUCACCUGCACGGAGUUACAAAGGUCGUCUCCUGCCUCUCGACCUGCAUCUUCCCAGACAAGACCAGCUAUCCUAUUGAUGAAACAAUGAUCCACAAUGGGCCCCCACACCGUUCAAACUUUGGAUAUUCAUAUGCAAAGCGAAUGAUUGAUGUGCAGAACCGUGCCUACUCUGAGCAACAUGAGCGUAUGUUCACAUCCGUGAUCCCCACCAACGUAUUCGGAAAAUAUGACAAUUUUAAUAUCGAGGAUGGUCACGUUCUGCCUGGACUGAUUCACAAGACGUACCUGGCACAGAGAAAUGGCACAGCGCUGGAGGUGUGGGGAUCAGGCAAACCCAAGAGGCAGUUUAUAUACUCUUUGGAUUUGGCCCGUCUCUUCCUCUGGGUUUUGAGAGAGUAUGAAGAGAUUGAGCCCAUCAUUCUGUCAGUGGGUGAGGAAGAUGAAGUGUCCAUAAAAGAGGCAGCGGAGAGCAUCGUGACAGCGAUGGGCUUCAAGGGGGAAGUCACUUUUGACACCAGCAAAUCUGAUGGGCAGUACAAGAAGACAGCGAGUAACAGCAAGUUGAGGAAAUACCUACCAGACUUCAAGUUUACCCCCUUCAGCCAAGCUAUCAAGGAGACCUGCAAUUGGUUUGUGGCCAAUUAUGAGCUGGCAAGGAAGUGAGGAGAUGGAGAGUGAUCAAACGUCAGACCAUGGAACUGCAGCCACAGUCAAACAUGCACACGAUGAUUAUGGGGUUGGGUUGAAAGUAGAUAUCCUGAGGAUUGGCUGUUAUCAGUCUCACUAAUCAAAAACAAUUCUUUGCCAUUUCCAAUUCAAUGUUUUCCUCUCUCUGUGCAGUAUUUUCUGAUCCUCGCUGAGGCUUUGGCAGUGAAGAUGGUCCCAUCGUUGCAGCAAGCUGCUGCUGACCCUGUGAAAGCCAGGGAAUGAUGGUGGAUGUGCAAGUGAUGUUGUAAUUCAGCCCAGUAUGGGAGCAAAUGGUUUAAUUUUUUGUGAAAUGAGUCACUUUGUUACCAGUUUCUAAUUGUCCUUGACUUAACUCUAUAUCUAUAAUUUACUUGUGUAGGUGCUAAGCACUGAGCCACUAUGCUGCCUAUGUAAAGAUGGCAGAUUUCCUUCCUGAGAGAACAUUAGUGAAACAGCCUUAUAACUAGCUGCUGUGAUGGAAUUCUAACCAGUUUCUCCAAAACAGUAGCUCAGAUGUAGGAGCUACCAGUCCAGGGACAUUUCUACCCUCUCUCCCACUGGUGACAUUGUUCUUUCGUCUAUCAUAAAAUUGGUCUUUGAAAAUAAUUUGUGUAUUCCCUCUUAGGGUAUUUUUCCAGAUUAUAGACAUUGCUGCAAAUUAUUUUGGUCAUGGUGACCAACUUUCUUUGUUAGCUAUAAUAAAAAUGAAUUACACUAA
Chiloscyllium plagiosum (whitespotted bambooshark) is the source of this 1826-nucleotide messenger RNA. Its product is annotated as GDP-L-fucose synthase. The record is from RefSeq and is a predicted model, not a curated record. Lineage: Eukaryota; Metazoa; Chordata; Chondrichthyes; Orectolobiformes; Hemiscylliidae. Gene Ontology annotation, molecular function: GDP-L-fucose synthase activity. Gene Ontology annotation, biological process: nucleotide-sugar biosynthetic process.